This is a messenger RNA of Diorhabda sublineata, 1417 nucleotides long. RefSeq names its product homeobox protein Hmx (gene Hmx). Gene Ontology annotation, molecular function: RNA polymerase II transcription regulatory region sequence-specific DNA binding; DNA-binding transcription factor activity, RNA polymerase II-specific. Gene Ontology annotation, biological process: regulation of transcription by RNA polymerase II. Gene Ontology annotation, cellular component: nucleus. The transcript has 4 exons. Bases 1 to 1299 code for a protein of 432 amino acids. The record is from RefSeq and is a predicted model, not a curated record. NCBI's taxonomy places the organism in Eukaryota, Metazoa, Arthropoda, Insecta, Coleoptera, Chrysomelidae.
AUGACAUCACCUACUCGUGAGGCAGAAAUUAAUGUAGUUUCCAGCCCUGAAUCCACCAGUAGGAAUAAUUCCCCCGAACCUGAUACCUAUCGUCUCAUCAAUCAUAGUUCCGGUUUGUCGUACCCAGUGAUAAAAACUAGUGAAGACAAUGAAAGGACUGAUAAAGAUAAUAAAAAAGGUGUGGGGGGAUCAACGAAUUUUUCUAUAUCAAGUAUAUUAUCGAGAGCCGAUCCGACGAUAAAGAAAAAUGGUGGAUUUCUGUCAGGAGUACAAGGAGGAAACGUUUUAGAAGGAAGUGGAAUUGGGAGUGGUCCUGAUGGUGGAGUACUUUCAAGGUUAGGUUUAAUGUCUCAUUUUGGAGCUCUAGCAGCAGCAAGUAGUAGAUAUGCCGCACUAUGUGUUAACCCUACGGAUCCUAGAACGUUACCUUGGUACUGGGGAAGAAUACCAACUCAAGUUCCUAAAGAACAACAAAGUCCUACCGGAGGUUCAACUACUGAAGAUCAAAGUCCGCCAGCUUCUCCACAUGCUCGACCACUUACAAAUCCAGAAAGUCGUUCUUCUCGCCCAUCUUCUCCAUCAGAUAAUCCUAGAUCGCCUCCUUCCAGUCCGAACAACUCAAAUAUCCUAUCUUCCUCCCAUCCAGCUUUCCUAGACCAAAACUACAUAAACAUCAGAUCGAAAAGUCCGUAUCGAGAAAACGAGAAUCUUGUUAUCGAAGAAGACGUCGAAGAUGAAGAAAGUGAUUACGAUAAUGAUAAAGAUAAAAAGAGUAACUGUGCUAGUAUGAGUCCCGGCAAUUCCAUGUCUAACAAAAGGAAAAAGAAAACGAGAACGGUAUUUUCCAGAUCACAGGUGUUUCAGUUGGAAAGUACCUUCGAUAUGAAAAGGUAUUUGUCUUCAUCGGAGAGAGCGGGGCUGGCUGCUAGUUUACAUUUGACAGAAACCCAGGUAAAAAUAUGGUUCCAAAAUCGACGAAACAAAUGGAAAAGGCAACUAGCUGCCGAAUUAGAAGCUGCAAACAUGGCACACGCGGCGCAGCGUUUAGUCCGAGUUCCAAUUCUCUAUCACGAAUCAGCUAACUCCUCAAUACGACACCCUUUCGAUCAAAAUCAUCCACUAAGUCUUCAUCAUCAAUUAGAAAAUAGAGAUAGUGCGAACAAUGGAAGUGGUUCCGUAGUAUCUUCACCCGCAUAUCCAAGUAGUUUGUAUUAUCACCAUCAAGCUGCGGUAGCUGCAGCUGUACAUAGUUUACCUUCUAGUCCUGUGAGUAGGCCGCCUAUGUCUGGAUUAGUCUGAAUUAGAGAAAUUGGACAUUAAUGUGUAAUCUGGAAAUAGUGGUGAGUCUAUGUGACAAAAAAGUUAAGAACUGGUUUGUGUUUCACUAAUAUUGAUAAAGAGCAAAAGCAAAUCCAAU